This is a messenger RNA of Bicyclus anynana (squinting bush brown), 1871 nucleotides long. Its product is annotated as zinc finger protein 62. The record is from RefSeq and is a predicted model, not a curated record. Gene Ontology annotation, cellular component: nucleus. NCBI's taxonomy places the organism in Eukaryota, Metazoa, Arthropoda, Insecta, Lepidoptera, Nymphalidae. Bases 160 to 1797 code for a protein of 545 amino acids. Gene Ontology annotation, molecular function: zinc ion binding. The transcript is spliced from 5 exons.
AAAACAUAAUGUUUUUAAUUUCAAUUUAAGCAUUAGAAUUUAUUAUAGAUAGUGUAAUGAGUUUUAUGUAGGAAAGAACAUUGGAUUUGGAAUAUUAAUAUGAACUUCUGAUACGACUAAGUGAAGAUAUUCUAAAAAAGAAAAUUCGCAAAAGUAAGAAUGGCAAAUAAUAAUACAAAGAAAAGUAAGGGGCCCAUAAUUGACCCGGCGCUUUGUCGAUGCUGCCACUCAAUUAAGAAAUGUCGCCUGCUCACCUUCGAGUACGAAUUUAUGGAGAAUAAGGAGGUCUACUCUGACAUGUUUAUGGAUGUCUUUGGUCUUCUUCUAUCACACCUGGAUGGAGAGAGCUCAGAGUGCUGCAUCUGUGCGACGUGCGUGGGCCGGCUGCGGGAGGCGGCGGAGUUCCGGCGACAGGUGCUGCAGUCUGAGCAGAUGUUCCUGGAGACACGCCUUCGGGAGAACGAUAAGAACGUAAAGCUGGAAGUGAAACUGGAAGAGGCAGCUGACUCGGACUCCCGGGAGCAUCUGGACGACGUAGCUGAUCAUAUUGAUGAUUCGGAAAUGCACAUGCAGAUGAACUCCACCGAGAAGACAUACAAAAGAACUAGAAAUGGCCACAAAUCAAAGGACAAGGGGCACAUCCGUACCGGCAAGAUACAAAGGCUGCACAGGAACCUUGACAAAUUGUUAAAAACAGAGCUACCGUCAGAGAAAGCGCAAACCAAAAAGCAAUCCGAAGCCAUGGACCAGAACCGUAUGGCACUCAGCAAUACCAUCACUAUAGUGAACUAUUCAUAUGUCUGUCCGUUCCACAACCGGAUCAGUUUUUACUAUUGCUACUAUUGUCGGGAUCAAUUCACAAACCCCAUAGAGCUAAGAGAGCAUACUUGGACCCACGAACCUACAGAACUAUUCGAAAACUCCAUAGAGAAUAAGAAGAUACCCAAAAUAGAUAUAACAAGAAUUGAUUGCAGAUUGUGUCAAGAGAAAAUAGAUAAUUUGGAUGAAUUCAAAAACCACAUAACAACGAAACACCAGAAAUUUCUGCAUCCGAUUGCAAAUGAGUUUUUAAAAUUCAAGUUGACGUUGAAUAAUUUGACAUGUACAGAAUGUGAUUCAGUCUUUCCAUACUUUGAUUCGUUGAAGAAACAUAUGAUCGAUCACUUUGGGACGUUCACUUGUGAUGUGUGUGGUUCGUGCUUUCUUGAGCAAGCGUCCCUCCGUACCCACAUAAAGACACACAGCAAAAUCGAUGCGAACUACCCGUGUGAGAUAUGUGGGAAGAAUUUGAAAUCUAAAUACAGCAUGGGACUGCAUGUGGCCACUGUCCAUGAGAAGAAACCAACGAUUAACUGUUACAAAUGUGAGGCUGUCUUCCUAUCAUAUGCAUUACGGAAUAGGCAUUUGAUCGAAGUCCACGGUGACAAGAGAACGUUCCCAUGUAAGUUAUGUGAUAAAGUGUACAAUCGAAGGAAGACAUUGAUAGAACACCAUCGACGGAAUCAUUUGAAGAUCUUCAAUCAUCAGUGUGAUUUGUGUGACCAACGGUUUUAUUUGCCAUCUCGGUUGAAGGAACACAUGGCAACACAUACCGGUGAGAGGAACUUCAGGUGUGAGUUCUGUGACAAGAGUUACCCGAGGUUGCAGUCGUUGCAGGAGCACGUGAGGUCUCACAGCAACGGAAGGAGGUACAAGUGCGAGGUCUGCAGUACGGGGUUCACUCAGACCGCUGGGUUGAGGAAUCACAUGAAAGCCCACCAUAAUGUGUUCGACAUGGAUGGCAGUUUUACCAAUUGAUUAUACUUUUCUUAUAUAUAAAUUACUUUUGCCUGGCAGCACCACAGAUUAUAGAAUUUUUGCAUUGUUCAUGG